This is a messenger RNA of Emys orbicularis (European pond turtle), 3039 nucleotides long. It is a transcript of the gene UBAP1, whose product is annotated as ubiquitin associated protein 1. Bases 359 to 1912 code for a protein of 517 amino acids. Gene Ontology annotation, biological process: ubiquitin-dependent protein catabolic process via the multivesicular body sorting pathway. Gene Ontology annotation, molecular function: ubiquitin binding. The transcript is spliced from 10 exons. The record is from RefSeq and is a predicted model, not a curated record. Gene Ontology annotation, cellular component: ESCRT I complex. Lineage: Eukaryota; Metazoa; Chordata; Testudines; Emydidae.
GAGCUGCGAGGUCAGAGACACAAGAUGGCGUCACCCCGUCGCGGCUCUGGAGGUGGAGACGCCGCUCGGGCUUCCUAGGGGAGGGGCGAGGCUGAGAGCUACAACCGGAGCCGUCAGCGGAACCGGGGGCGCUGCUCAGGAGAUUGAGACUCAUCUGGGAUAUAUAGAAGAAUGGCAGAGUGGGGACUUGACCCUCGGUCUCCCAUAUCCCAGAGAAGUGCCCCAACCACCAGGCCGUUGGCUGUUCUGAGGAGGUGCUGGCUGUAUUGUGGUAUCAGUACAAAGGAAGACUUCAAAUGCACUCUGGAGAAACAUUUCAUUAAUGAAAAGACCUGUGAUUUUAAUACUGAGAUUCUAAAUGGCUUCUAAGAAGUCGGGAUCCGACUUUCACGGGCCUUUCAGUUACCUUGAUGAUGUUCCAUUUAAGAUUGGAGACAAAUUCAAAACACCAGCCAAGGUUGGCUUACCCAUGGGUUUCUGCUUGCCUGACUUUCCCCAGCUUGUCAGAGAAGUCCAGUAUGACUUCUCCCUGGAAAAGAGAACUAUCGAGUGGGCGGAAGACAUCAAAAAAAUCCAAGCAGCUCAGAGAGAAGCCGAGCGAAAGGCUGCGCAAGCAAUAGCUAAUUCCAGGGCUGCUUCAGACGGCAACAGCAAAAUGGGCUUCUCAGAGGCUGUGCCGCUCCCCAUUAACCCUAUUCUCGCUAGUCUACAGCACAAUAACAUUCUUACUCCCACCCCAGCCAACAGCAGUGCCAUAAAGCAAAAGGUCCUUAGUCCACCUUACCCAAAGGCAGACUUCAACCCAGCAGAUUUUGAAUGUGAAGAAGACCCAUUUGACAAUCUGGAGCUAAAAACUAUUGAUGAAAAAGAAGAACUGAAAAAUAUUCUUGAAAUUCAUGUUGGUACGACUGGGCCAAUUGUCACCCAACUGUUGGAGAAUAACUUGCCCAAAAUAGGGCCGGAGUCUGUGUUACAAGAUCAGGAAGUUCUGGCAUCCAUAGAAAGGGCUACCUUGGACUUCAAGCCCCUUCACAAACCCAAUGGCUUUAUCACUUUACCACAGUUGGAAAACUGUGAAAAGAUGUCCCUGUCUUCCAAAGUGUCCCUCUCACCCAUCACAUCAGUGAGCAAUAUCAAAUCUCUCUCCUUUCCCAAACUCGACUCAGAUGAGAGCGAUCAAAAAAUGUCAAAGCUCACAAGCACUUUCCACAGCGCUACCUGUCUCCACAACGGCACUUUCCUCAGCUCUUUACAGGCCUGCUCUCCGAGUAAGGCUAGCGAACUCAACGGACACCAUGUUGUUGGACUUCCUGCUUUAAAUGUGGACAGUGGAAUGGAGACGUCAACAUUAUCCUCUUCAUCCAGGCUGCCUUCCCUAUCUAUGUCAACACCUUGUACAGAAGAACAAUCAUCUCAAAACACAGCAACGAAGGUACAGCCAGACUACAAGGAAUCAGAGUUCCCUAUGGUAACGCACCAAAACUUCACAGUGUCUAAAGUGCCCAGUAAUACCAGCUGUACUAAAUGGUCAAGCGGCCCCACGUACUCAGACGUGCUGCAGGCCCUGUCUGCCAGUGAGAGGCAGUGUGUGGAAACAGUCGUCAACAUGGGAUACUCUUACGAAGACGUCAUGACAGCCAUGAAGAAGAAAGGACAGAAUAUAGAACAGGUGCUUGAUUAUCUGUUUGCACACAGCCACCUCUGUGAGAAGGGCUUCGAUCCUCUCCUUGUCGAAGCAGCUCUGGAAAUGUACCAGUGUUCAGAGGAGAAGACAACAGAACUUCUCCAGCUCAUGAGUAAAUUUAAAGAAAUGGGCUUUGAACUGAAAGACAUUAAGGAGGUCUUAUUAUUACAUAACAAUGACCAGGACAAUGCUUUGGAAGAUCUAAUGGCCCGGGCAGGAGCCAGCUGAAGACGCUGUGGUUCUUGGAGUAUAAUGGAGAGUGCCUCCAGGGGAAGGCAGCCUGCCCAUGUAACCAGACCUCUGCCAUCUUCGCAGCCGAAGAGUGUGAUGUGCUCUCUCUUUGGGAAGAAGCCCUGCGUUUCGUGUACAUUGGAGAAUGCGACUGACCGAGCCCAUCUGCGUGCGUCACUCCAGCGCGCUCUUCCCAUUGAGAGGAGUUAACUUCCUUUCUUAAAUUAAAUUUUGAAAGUGCCCUUUCCUAGGUUCCCUUUUCUGGUUUGGCCACGAAGAGUUUAGACUGCCCGACCUCGACUGGAAUUGUACAUAGACAAAGCUGGAAGUAUUUUUUUUUUCUCACUGUUGCACUGGACUUGGACAGAGGAAUGCAAAGUUGGUUUUGAAACAAGAAUGCUCUGGUUCUUUGAAGCUGCUUUCAUGGUGUCAGCUUCUACUGAAACACUGACGGACUGUAUCGCAGUUCAGAGUAACUGAAGUUGACGUUUAGUGCAAUGGAUCUUUAUUUUUAUUGGGUUGAAAAUUAGUCUGUAACUUAGUGGAACACUGGUUUCUAACCUGUCACUAUGCAUAAAGAGAGAAGCUGUUCCUUUCCCUCUUGUUUUUGGCCCUUCUGCCACACACUUCUGCCAGGCGUAGGUGUCCAGUGCUUGAGUGGUGUGUAAACAGAGUUUUUUUCAAAACAGGUAAGCUCUGAACUCUAGCUGGACUCACAGCCAGUGGCUUGAACCGAAGAGGUCAACUGGGCCGCUGCAAUCUCUCUCCUCCAGGUUUAUAGGUUAUUUAAACAAAUGCCCUCCUAGGAAAUCAGUUGAUGGUCUGUUUUAAAUGAUAUUCAGUGUGAAGCAGGGGGUUUAUCUUUCAAGCACUUUCUUUAAAUACAAACGAUAUACUCACUGCAUUAGUUCCAUUUUUUUCCACACUGCUUUACUUACAUAUUCAAUAACAUCUAGUAAUAGACAUCAGUUUUUUUUCGUUUGGUUUUGAUAGUUCAAACUGUAUUAUGUUGUACAUUGUUAAAGAUCUAAAUACAUAAAAUAUAAGCAGUUUCUUGAUUGAAUCUUUAAUUUGCUAAAUAUUUUGAUUCUGUAGAAAACUACUAAUAAAACCCUAAAAUGGAA